UUAAGAAAAUACAAAUUGUAAGUACACAAAAUGAAAGGCUCAGUUUUUCUGAAAAACAAAACAUUGAAGUUCAUCAAUUAAUUAAAAAAAAAAGAGAAAAAGAAAAAGAAAAAGAAAAAUGGAGCUAGCUUCACCAUGUUGUUCUAAUUUUCCUUCAAUAAUCAGCAUCAACAAAUCCAAGUUCUCUAUGUUGUGUCGUCGUUUAAGCUUGCCUUCAUCAUCUUCUUCUUCAUUGCUUCUAACCUCUAAAAGAUGCAAUUCAGCAUCCAAGAAACGCGUCGUACCAUCUUUCAUACAAAAGAAGACAUCAAGCUCAGUAGUAUGUUGCAGCCAACUUAAGGUGGAAGAUGACAUAGAUAAUGCAGAGGCAUGCGAGUUGGUGAAUGGAGCAGAACUUGAAAUAGGAGAUGGCAACGAUACAAUUCGUGCCUCUCUCUUCCAGGCCGUCAAGAACAACAAUGGAGCUGGCAUUCUACUCUUGACAGACAUAUUUGGCUUUGAGGAUUCUUACACCAGAGAUUUUGCCUAUCGCGUUGCUUGCAACGGCUACAAUGUAUUAGUGCCUGAUCUUUUCCGUGGUGAUCCAUGGUCCAAGGACCAAUCACAAGCUCAAUUGGAGCAGUGGCUAGCCAAACAUGAUCCCAGCAGGAUAGCAGCAGACAUUGCAACAGCAACCAAAUGGAUGGUCGAUGAGUUUAUGGCAGCUGAUUCUUCUAGAAAGCUUGGCAUAAUAGGAUUCUGUUAUGGAGGUGGCCGAGUACUAGACGUGCUAGCCAGAGACCAAGACUCUGUUUUUGACACUGGUGUUUCUUUCUAUGGAACACGAAUGAAUUUAUCUACUGCUUCCAAUGUGAAGGUACCAGUUCUGUUUGUAACAGGAGAUAAUGACCCUCUUUGUCAGGUUAGCAUCCUCAAUGAAUUUGGGAACGUAAUCGGGAACAACUCAAAGGUAAUUGUUUUUGAAGGUAGAGGACAUGGAUUUGUCCACAGACCAGAAACUCCAGAAGAAGAUGCAGACGCAGAGGAAGCUUUCAUGAUCAUGAGAAAUUGGCUACAAAAUCAGUUGCUAGAAUAGGUCUGAGUUGUCUACUGUUUAAAUAGUUGCGUUGAGCUAUCUGACGGUGUCAAUGAAGUAAAAGAAUACAUCGACCCAAGGGUUCUAUGAACCCUAAAAGGCAGCACCAUGUACUUGGAUCUCCAAACGAAUAAGAAAUGCCUGUCAACUAGAAAGAUUUUAUUUUAUGUGCUGAGCACAUUAGCUAUAGAAUUUAUUUUUUCUUUC
Messenger RNA from Chenopodium quinoa (quinoa), 1282 nucleotides. RefSeq names its product carboxymethylenebutenolidase homolog. Lineage: Eukaryota; Viridiplantae; Streptophyta; Magnoliopsida; Caryophyllales; Amaranthaceae. The record is from RefSeq and is a predicted model, not a curated record. The coding region runs from base 119 to 1075 and encodes 318 amino acids. Gene Ontology annotation, molecular function: hydrolase activity. The transcript is spliced from 3 exons.